Mesoplodon densirostris (Blainville's beaked whale) is the source of this 1512-nucleotide messenger RNA. It is a transcript of the gene BICDL2, whose product is annotated as BICD family like cargo adaptor 2. The record is from RefSeq and is a predicted model, not a curated record. The transcript is spliced from 9 exons. Gene Ontology annotation, biological process: Golgi to secretory granule transport; vesicle transport along microtubule. Lineage: Eukaryota; Metazoa; Chordata; Mammalia; Artiodactyla; Ziphiidae. The coding region runs from base 1 to 1512 and encodes 503 amino acids.
AUGAGCUCCCCAGAAGGGCCCAGCUUCCCAUCCGGGCUGCUCUCCGGGGGCACCUCCCCCAGCAGCAAUGAGGGCUUCUUCCCCUUCGUGCUGGAGCGGCGGGACUCAUUCCUGGGAGGGGGCCCAAGGCCUGAGGAGCCCGAGGACCUGGCCCUGCAGCUGCAGCAGAAGGAGAAAGACCUGUUGUUGGCCGCAGAGCUUGGCAAGAUGCUUCUGGAGCGCAAUGAGGAGCUGCAGCAGCGGCUGGAGAUGCUGAGCGCCCAGCACUCUGAGCAUGAGGAACGGCUGCAGCAGGAGAACCAUGAGCUCCGCCGAGGCCUGGCAGCCCGGGGAGCCGAGUGGGAGGCCAGGACUGUGGAGCUGGAGGGGGACGUGGAGGCCCUUCGGGCCCAGCUGGGGGAGCAGCGUUCUGAGCAGCAGGACAGCGGACGGGAGCGGGCACGCGCCCUCAGUGAACUCAGUGAACAGAACCUCCGGCUCAGCCAGCAGCUGGCCCAGGCCUCCCAGACUGAGCAGGAGCUUCAGAGAGAAUUGGAUAGACUUCGGGGGCAGUGCCAGGCUCAAGCCUUGGCUGGGGCAGAGUUGAGGACACGGCUGGAGUGUCUGCAGGGGGAGAAUCAGAUGCUCCAGAGUCGCCGACAGGACCUGGAGGCCCAGAUUCGAGGUCUGUGUGAGGAGGUGGAGAAGGGCCAAGGCAGGCUACAGGCAACCCAUGAGGAGCUGCUGCUGCUACGGCGGGAGAGGCAGGAGCACAGUCUGGAGCUGGAACUCGCGCGCUCCGAGGCGGGGGAGGCACUGAGUGCGCUGCGGAGGCUGCAGCGGCGGGUCUCGGAGCUGGAGGAGGAGUCGCGCCUCCAGGACGCCAACAUCUCAGGAGCCUCGCUGCAGUUAGAGCUUGCCCAUAGCCUCGACAGCGACAAGGACCAAGACCAGAACGCGGACAGAGGCGGAGAUGCUCUGGCCACUCUGUCCCCGGAGACCCAAGAGGCAUCCAGCCACCAGCCUUCGCCCCAGGAGGAGAGGUUGGAGCCUCCCAGGAAGCGAGCAUCCCUGAGCCCAGCGGAGAUACUGGAAGAGAAGGCGGCGGAAGUGGUCCGGUUGCAGGAUGAGGUGGCGCUGCAGCGGGAAGAGCUACAGUCCCUGCGGGAGGAGCUGCAAAGGCAGAAGGAACUGCGGGCGCAGGAGGAUCCCGAGGAGGUCUUAAGCGGCGCCCUCUCGGAUCGGGACGAGGCCGUGAACAAGUCGCUGGAACUGGCCCUAGAGCUCGGCCGCGUUUCUCUGGAGCGCGACUCCCUCUCCCGGGAGCUGCUUCGCACCAUACGCCAGAAGGUGGCGCUGACGCAAGAGCUGGAGGCCUGGCAGGACGACAUGCAGGUGGUCAUCGGACAGCAGCUGCGAUCACAACGCCAGAAAGAGCUGAGUGCGGCUGGAUCCGCCCCGAGCCGCGCCCAGCCACGCCUCGGCCCUGGGCCCGCCGGCGGCUUCUUCAGCAACCUCUUCCGAAGGACCUGA